Nyctereutes procyonoides (raccoon dog) is the source of this 971-nucleotide messenger RNA. RefSeq names its product keratin-associated protein 4-6-like. The record is from RefSeq and is a predicted model, not a curated record. Gene Ontology annotation, cellular component: keratin filament. The transcript has a single exon. Bases 62 to 664 code for a protein of 200 amino acids. NCBI's taxonomy places the organism in Eukaryota, Metazoa, Chordata, Mammalia, Carnivora, Canidae.
GAUUUUCAAAUUCACUAAGCUCACUCUCUUACUAGUAUCAGAACCUCCACCCUCUAACACCAUGGUCAACUCCUGUUGUGGAUCGGUCUGCUCUGACCAGGGCUGUGGCCAGGAGACCUGCUGCCGCCCCACCUGCUGCCAGACCACCUGCUGCAGGACCACUUGCUGCCGCCCCAGCUGCUGUGUGUCCAGCUGCUGCCGCCCCUCCUGCUCUAGUUCCAGCUGCUGCAGGCCCAGCUGCUGCAUCUCUAGCUGCUGCCGCCCCACCUGCUGCCAGACCACCUGCUGCAGGACCACCUGCUGCCGCCCCAGCUGCUGUGUGUCCAGCUGCUGCCGCCCCUCCUGCUCCAGUUCCAGCUGCUGUGGCUCCAGCUGCUGCAGGCCCAGCUGCUGCAUCUCUAGCUGCUGCCGCCCCUCCUGCUCCAGUUCCAGCUGCUGUGGCUCCAGCUGCUGCAGGCCCAGCUGCUGCAUCUCUAGCUGCUGCCACCCCUCCUGCUGUGGCUCCAGCUCCUGUGGCUCUAGCUGCUGCCGCCCUUCCUGCUGCCCCUCCUGCUGCCUGCGCCCAGUCUGUGGCCGGGUCUCCUGCCACACUACCUGCUAUCGCCCCACCUGUGUCAUCUCCACCUGCCCCCGCCCCAUGUGCUGUGCCUCCUCUUGCUGCUGAGCCCCCUGCCCUGUGACCACCACCUCUGUUUACCUCUGCCCCACAGAUGUAGACCAUUCUUUUGUGCUAUUAGGACACAUGGAGCAGAAAAGAUGUUCCUCAACUGAAUUGAGCCCUGAUUCCAUUAAGGAACCAGUCAUGCUGUCAAACAAGAUGGAUAUGGUCCAGAGCACUUAUCCAGUAACAGAUUUUACCCUUCAACCUGACAAUUGGUGAACUCAUUCUCCCAACUUCCCUUUCCUAGGCCUUUUCUGUAACCUGAUAUAUUUUUGUACCAAAAUAAAGUUACACUUCCUUGCAUUAACAA